AUGGCUGGAGAGAAAAUUUCAGGAUAGGGGAAACGCAAGUGUCAACCAAGAUGCCCAGAGCAUUAGUUCAAUCUCCAUCCGAAAAGUUUAAAGUGUUGGUUAAAGUAAUCAACUAACAUUGAUUUCUGUCCCUUGUACAACGAUGCUCUGGCCUGUUUCCAAAAUAUCGUUCCAGUCUUUAAUUAAGAUGAACAAUAAUGCUUGCCUGGUUUCAUUUUAGAAGUAGACAGAAAUGACUACUUGAGGAGCAUGCAAAAAUACAAGGAGGAUCAUCAAAGAAAGAUACAAGAAUACACUAUGAAGAAGACUAAGUUGUAAAUUCCGAAACCAGGUCGCAAGCAUAGGUAUUGUGGAGUGUGUCGUAAACCUUAUGCUGAUUACUUGGAACACAUAAAAUCUUCAGAUCACAUUAAUUGCUUUAACAGACAUGACUUUGUUCAUGUGAUUCUAAAAAUAAUUGACGAAGAUUAUAAAUCAAGAGACGAAAAUAAAAUUUAAAACGACUCCAGUACCUACACUCCAAAGGCAGUGAUGCCUAAAAAGAGAGGUCCCAAGCCCAAAGUCCAAGUGGAACAAGGAGAACCAAAAAAGAGAGGGAGGAAACCCCUUGAACCUCAGGCAGCAAAGCGAAUAAAAACCCAGCCACAAAUGAGAGAAGUAUUGAUGCCAGUGCGACAACAAUAACCCCCUCCACCUCCUCCUCCUCCUCAGACAUACUUCCCUCAGCCAUACUACUUUCAAUAUCAUCCUCUAAAUCAGAUGAUUCAAUAUGGAGCAUUGCAAAUACCCCCACAAUUUCGUGUUGGUUUCCCAUUCCAAAUGCCAGUCGUCGCUGAUAUGCAAAUGGAAAUGAAAUGUGAAGAUAUGAUUGUAGAUGGUAAAAUAGAAGAUCGUCCUCAAUUUGAUUGAAUAUUAUAAUAAUUAUUAUAUUAAACACCUAAAUAAAACCAUCC
Molecule: messenger RNA, 953 nt
Organism: Paramecium tetraurelia
Lineage: Eukaryota; Ciliophora; Oligohymenophorea; Peniculida; Parameciidae
Exons: 6
Source: RefSeq, a predicted model, not a curated record